This is a messenger RNA of Cryptosporidium ubiquitum, 321 nucleotides long. RefSeq lists its product as uncharacterized. NCBI's taxonomy places the organism in Eukaryota, Apicomplexa, Conoidasida, Eucoccidiorida, Cryptosporidiidae. The record is from RefSeq and is a predicted model, not a curated record. Bases 1 to 321 code for a protein of 106 amino acids. The transcript has a single exon.
AUGAUUAUAGCUUUAGAAGAGGUUAUCAGGCAUAUUGAAAGCAACUAUGGGGAAAUAUUAACCUUGUCAGAAAUUGAUAAUAGUUAUAAAGACAAGGUAAUAGCAAAAGCUACAAUAGGAUUUCAGCAAAGUAAAGAUGGUUCCACAGAGUUCUAUGAAAAGAAAGUGGUAAAUCUGGAGAUAAACCAAAACGGUUUUCGAGUUUUGGAAAGAGAGUGUUCAAAUUUCUACGAAACUAUUGAGGGAUUUUUGCAUUCAGAGGUUCCAGAAACAUGGAUUAGAUAUUUCGAGACAAAAAUAGUGGAAAAACUGCAAGAAUAA